Tetrapisispora phaffii CBS 4417 is the source of this 2616-nucleotide messenger RNA. RefSeq lists its product as uncharacterized. Gene Ontology annotation, molecular function: GTP binding; GTPase activity. The record is from RefSeq and is a predicted model, not a curated record. Bases 1 to 2616 code for a protein of 871 amino acids. Lineage: Eukaryota; Fungi; Ascomycota; Saccharomycetes; Saccharomycetales; Saccharomycetaceae. Gene Ontology annotation, biological process: translation. The transcript has 2 exons.
AUGGUAGCUUAUAGUGACGACGAUGAAAUUGAUUAUGAGAAUGAAACUCCUGAUUUCCAUGAUGAACAAGAUUUAGAUGAUUAUUUGAAUGAUGAGGAGUAUGAUCUAAUGAAUGAUUUACUUCCUCUAGUUAGAAAUGGAAUGGAGGAUUUCGACGGAUGGAAUAAUUUUGAUUUGAAACUGGCUCUUUUCGACAGUGACUUUAAUACAGAAGAAGCUUUAUCAUUAUUAAUGAAAGAUUUUAAGAAGAAGAAAACCAAUAGUAGUGAAAGUGAUGCAAUAAAAUUAACAAGUUUAGCGUCUAUAGCAAAGCAAAAAGCACAAUUGAAUAAAAUACAAUCUAAUAGAGAGAAACCAGAAACUAUGGAGGAUAGGCCAAUGACGUUAUUAGAGAAACUAAAGAGUAAGAGAAAUCAAAAUACAGCUGGAGCUAAAAUCUCAAAUGAUGUCUCGCAAAGCAAUCCAGCUAUGACUUUAGCUGAAAAAUUAUCGAAAUUUAAGACUAGAAACGCAGAAACCCCCAAAAAAUCUAAUACCCUUGUAUCAAAAUCAAAUGCCAUUGAACCUAAAGUUACUUCCAACCGCACUACCUCUAGCAAAGAAGCACCAGCUGAUCCAUUGAUGAAAUCGACUGAAGUAAUGUCAUUGGCUGAAAAGCUUAAGGCAUUGAAGCAAAAUAAAUUGGAUGCAAAAAAAGAGUCGAAACCUGUAAAUAAGAAUAUUAAAAGUGGUAAUUCCGAAGAAUUAAAGACAGAAAGCAUAGACCCUAACAAUGUAUCACAAGUACCUUCAUCAGACAAUGUUUGGAAUUUUAUCCAAACUUUUAACAAAGAACUAAAAAUCACACCUUACCUUAAGGGUUUAACUAGUGACUUAGCUAUAUCUAACUUCAUUAUCGGAAAUUCUGGAAAUUUUGAUGAUAACACUGACAAAUCUCAUGAUAAUAGACAAAAAAGACAAAACGAGAACAUAUUUGCACCUUUUUUUCCUAAUAAGAGAAUAAUUACUAACAAUUUAAAUAAAAAAUAUACAGUCAAACAAAAAGUUAUAGAAAACUUCAAUAAGCCAAGUCCUGAUGAUAUUAUAUUAACUGCUCAAAAAAAUGCAUUUAAUCAAGUGCAAGAAAAUGUAAGUAAGCUAAAGAUUUCGGAAGACAAAAAACCUGACGAAAUAGAGCUUGAUGGCGAUGACUCGGAUGAGUUUGGCUCCAAGAAAGAAGAGCUAAUUUCUAAAUCCUACAAGAAGGCAGCUGUUGCAACGAAGCCUAAAACGCCAAUCGAUAUAGAGAAAUAUAUAGAAACCGUCAAGCCACAUUGUACAUUUGUUGUUUUAGGUCAUGUUGACGCUGGUAAAUCAACAUUGAUGGGGAGAUUACUAUACGAUAUUGGUGCUGUCGAUUCAAAUUUGAUUAGAAAAUUAAAAAGAGAAAGUGAAAGCAUCGGUAAAGGUUCUUUCCAUUUAGCAUGGGUCAUGGAUCAAACUAAUGAAGAAAGGGCAAGAGGUGUAACAGUCUCUAUUUGUACAAGUGACUUCGAAACAGAUAAAUCUAGAUUUACUAUUGUCGAUGCACCAGGUCAUAGAGAUUUUGUCCCAAGUGCAAUUUCAGGAAUCUCACAAGCAGAUGUAGCUAUUAUAACAAUUGAUUGUGGUACUGAUGCUUUUGAAUCUGGUUUCAAUUUGGAUGGACAAACUAAAGAGCACAGUUUGUUAGCGAAAAGUUUAGGUGUCAAACGUUUGAUUGUGGCAAUGAAUAAACUAGAUAGUGUUGAUUGGUUUGAAGGCAGAUUUAACCAAAUCCAAAGUGAAUUGAAAAUAUUUUUUGAUGAUAUUGGAUUCAAAGAAGAACAACUUGAUUGGGUACCUGUGAGUGGUUUGACUGGUGAAGGUGUCCAUAAAAUUGCAUACCCUACUGCUCAAAAUUGGUACAAGGGUCCUACACUUGUGGGACUUUUAGAAGAGGCUAGUGAAAAGGUCUGUGAAGUUUCUUAUAAUGAAGUUAUUGAAGAACCAUUUUUAUUUUCUAUCCUGGAAGUUAGCGAAUCGAACAAACAUGAAACUGGUGUCAUAUCAGGAAGAGUUGAAUCAGGUACGAUUCAGCCUGGUGAGACUAUUACUAUAUAUCCAUCCGAACAAAGCGUAAUCGUGGAUAAGAUUACAGUUGGAGAUGGUAAAGCUAUUCAGAAAAUUGCAAUUAAGAAUGAUUUCGUAUCAAUUAGGAUACGUAAUGCAUUUAUUGAAGAUAUUCAACCUGGUGAUUUAUGUGCUUCUGUUGGGUUUGAUAUCCCACCAACUCAAGAUUUCAAUGUGAAUCUAUUAACCUUUAAGCUGGAUAGACCAGUUCUUCCUGGUACUUCAUUUAUGAUGUUUAGAGGUGUUUGUGAACAGCCGGCCAGAAUAGGUAAAUUAAUAUCAAGUGUUGAUAAGAAAGAUCCAACAAAGAUAUUAAAGAAAAAAAUUAGGCAUUUAGCUACUAACCAAGGCGCAAUAGUUGAGAUUUUAUUGACAGAAAAAAAGAGAUGGAUUCCAUUAUUAUCUUAUAAUGAUAAUAAACAUCUAGGUAGAAUCGUAUUAAGAAAAGAUGGUAGGACGAUCGGUGCUGGUAUUGUGAUGCCAUAA